This is a messenger RNA of Salvia miltiorrhiza (redroot sage), 1223 nucleotides long. RefSeq lists its product as uncharacterized. The transcript has 2 exons. The record is from RefSeq and is a predicted model, not a curated record. NCBI's taxonomy places the organism in Eukaryota, Viridiplantae, Streptophyta, Magnoliopsida, Lamiales, Lamiaceae. Bases 171 to 881 code for a protein of 236 amino acids. Gene Ontology annotation, biological process: mitochondrial proton-transporting ATP synthase complex assembly. Gene Ontology annotation, cellular component: mitochondrial membrane.
CGGGACCUCUCGCACCCUAAGCGAGAAUCAUACCACUAGACCAAAUGCCCAUUACUGCUUCGUCAGUGGUUAAUAUUUAUAAUAUAUUUAUCCUUAUAAAACCCUAUCAAAUGGGGUAAAAGGGUUUUACUACUGGAAUUGCAAGCACAAUUUGUGGCCCGAGAACAAAAAUGGCGAGAGCUGCUUUGCUUCAUUUGCUUAAAUCUAAAUCUAAAGCUUUCAAUUCAGGCAAUCACCUUUCUAGGGUUGUUCCAUGGGCCGAUACGCUUUGUUCCAAAACCAAUGCCAACUCUCCAGUGCAGUUUCCUUCUGUACAGAGACGAUUUAUAUCUCGAUCAGCUCCAGUAGCAGACAAGAACAAGAUUAGCAUUGGGAAUGAAAACAGGGGAGAAGAGGGAAUUGAUGAGAAAGACUAUGGGUUUGUUUAUAAUGGUCCUCUAUCAAAUACAAUCAAGAAAGUGAAGCUUCUCUCACUCUCCACCUGCUGCCUCUCGGUAUCACUAGGCCCUAUUGUCACGUUCAUGACAUCUCAAGACACGAACGUGAUUCUAAAGGGUGCAGUUGCAUCUUCGGUCAUAUUCUUAAGUGCUUCGACUACUGGGGCUCUUCACUGGUUUGUGAGCCCUUAUGUCCACAAACUCAGAUGGCAGCCUGGCUCUGACAGCUUUGAGGUUGAUAUGAUGUCGUGGUUGGGAACAUAUAUAACGAAGACCAUCAUGUUUGCGGAUAUCCGACCUCCAGACACCAAUAGGCCCUACGUAUCAUUUAAGGCUAAUGGCAAUUUCUACUAUGUCGAUGAAGAGCGUUGUGAUAACAAGGCAUUGCUAGCAAAGCUGAACCCUCAUGACCGGUCCCGUGAUACUGCUUUCAAGAACUUGUGAGGCGGACCGUGUUUACAGCUGUAGCUCUCUUGCUUCCGCCGCAUGAAGUCAUGGAACACUCUCCUCUGAAUUUUUAGCCUCCAGGCAUGAAAUAAGGUUAUCCCAGUAUGUCAUAAGGCUUGCAUCCCUUAUCAAGCGCAGACAGUUUAUGGCAAAAACAUCUUUUUUUUACCUGCAAUUUUGACCCAAUUUCCUCUGAUAUUACAUGAAGAUGUUCCUGUGUAUAAGAAUCUCUUUUGAGCUUGUUGGUAUGCUUAUUAUGUGGUAGACCUAGCUUGGCUCUGCACUUGUCACUUAUUAACAUCCUUAGUUAUAAAGCACUUCUUGCUUUUGGCCCCUAUA